Micropterus dolomieu (smallmouth bass) is the source of this 2643-nucleotide messenger RNA. Its product is annotated as DNA-directed RNA polymerase III subunit RPC1. Gene Ontology annotation, biological process: DNA-templated transcription. The transcript is spliced from 21 exons. The record is from RefSeq and is a predicted model, not a curated record. Gene Ontology annotation, molecular function: DNA binding; DNA-directed RNA polymerase activity. NCBI's taxonomy places the organism in Eukaryota, Metazoa, Chordata, Actinopteri, Centrarchiformes, Centrarchidae. The coding region runs from base 40 to 2643 and encodes 867 amino acids.
UGAAUGGAGGGCAUUAACUCUUUUCUCAUGUAGCAUCGUAUGACGGGGGCAAAGACCCAGAUGAUCAUGGAGGACUGGGACUUCCUCCAGCUGCAGUGUGCUCUUUACAUCAACAGCGAGCUUUCUGGCAUCCCCCUCAACAUGGCACCUAAGAAAUGGACCAGAGGCUUUGUGCAGAGACUCAAGGGGAAGCAAGGUCGAUUCAGAGGAAACCUCUCAGGAAAAAGAGUGGACUUCUCUGGCAGAACUGUCAUUUCUCCUGACCCAAACCUGAGGAUUGAUGAGGUUGCCGUCCCUGUGCAUGUGGCCAAAAUCCUGACGUACCCAGAGAGGGUGAACAAAGCCAAUCUGGAGCUAAUGAGGAAACUGGUCCGCAAUGGUCCUGAGGUUCACCCCGGAGCCAACUUCAUCCAGAAUAGACACACACAGAUGAAAAGGUUCUUAAAAUAUGGAAACCGUGAGAAGAUAGCUCAGGAGCUGAGGUUUGGUGAUGUGGUGGAAAGGCACAUGAUUGACGGAGACAUCGUCCUCUUCAAUCGACAACCUUCGCUGCACAAACUCAGUAUCAUGGCCCACAUUGCCAGAGUCAAACCUCACAGGACGUUUCGGUUCAAUGAGUGCGUGUGCACCCCGUACAACGCCGACUUUGACGGUGAUGAAAUGAACCUUCAUCUACCUCAGACUGAAGAGGCCAAGGCUGAGGCCCUCGUCCUGAUGGGGACAAAAGCUAAUCUUGUCACUCCAAGAAAUGGUGAACCGCUGAUUGCUGCUAUUCAGGACUUCCUGACAGGGGCCUACCUCUUGACAUUGAAGGACACCUUCUUUGACAGAUCAAAAGCCUGUCAGAUAGUGGCAUCAAUCCUUGUGGGCAAAGAUGAAAAAGUCAGGAUCUCUCUUCCACGCCCAGCUAUAAUGAAGCCCAUGGCUCUGUGGACGGGCAAACAGAUCUUCAGCAUGAUCCUGAAGCCGAGUAAGGAAUGUCCAGUCAAGGCAAACCUAAGGACCAAGGGCAAACAGUACUGUGGCAAGGGAGAGGAUCUCUGUCACAACGACUCGUUCGUGGUGAUCCACAACAGUGAGCUGAUGUGUGGUAGCAUGGACAAGGGCACCUUGGGAUCUGGCUCCAAGAACAACAUCUUCUACAUCCUGCUGAGAGACUGGGGACAGAUGGAGGCUGCAAACGCCAUGUCCCGCCUGGCUAGACUAGCUCCGGUGUACCUCUCCAAUCGGGGCUUUUCUAUUGGCAUUGGCGAUGUUACACCUGGCCAGGGUCUGCUGCAGGCCAAACACGACCUUUUAGAUGAAGGUUACAAGAAGUGUGACGAAUACAUCGAAGCUCUACAGACGGGCAAGUUGCAGCAGCAACCUGGCUGCACGGCAGAAGAGACCCUGGAGGCUCUCAUCUUGAGAGAGCUGUCCGUCAUCAGAGACCGAGCUGGCAGUGCAUGCCUCAGGGAGCUCGACAAGAGCAACAGCCCCCUGAUCAUGGCUCUUUGCGGCUCCAAAGGAUCCUUCAUUAAUAUCUCUCAGAUGAUUGCCUGUGUGGGCCAGCAGGCCAUAAGUGGCUCUCGAGUGCCUGAUGGUUUUGAAAAUCGUUCCCUGCCUCACUUUGAAAAGCACUCAAAACUGCCCGCUGCUAAAGGCUUUGUGGCCGACAGCUUCUAUUCUGGUCUGACGCCCACAGAGUUCUUCUUCCACACCAUGGCUGGCCGGGAGGGUCUGGUGGACACUGCUGUGAAGACUGCAGAGACUGGAUACAUGCAGAGGCGUCUGGUUAAGUCCCUGGAGGAUUUGUGCUCACAGUACGACCUGACAGUACGCAGCUCUACCGGCGACAUCAUCCAGUUUAUUUAUGGGGGAGAUGGUCUGGACCCCGCUGCCAUGGAGGGAAAGGAUGAACCGCUGGAGUUUAAGAGAGUUUUAGACAACAUUCGGGCGGUCUACACAUGUCCAGAUGAGCCUGCACUCAGUCAAAACGAGCUGGUCCUCACUGCUGAUGCUAUCAUGAAGAGAGCUGACUUCUUGUGCUGCAGAGACAGCUUCUUGGAGGAGAUAAAGAAAUUUAUUAAGAGCAUCUCGGAAAGGAUCAAGAAGACCAGAGACAAAUACGGCAUCAAUGACAAUGGCACCAGCGAGCCAAAAGUUCUCUAUCAGCUGGACCGCAUAACCCCCACCCAGCUGGAGAAGUUCCUUGAAACCUGCAGAGACAAGUACAUGAGAGCUCAGAUGGAGCCAGGCUCAGCAGUGGGGGCCCUGUGUGCACAGAGCAUCGGGGAGCCCGGUACUCAGAUGACCUUGAAAACUUUCCAUUUUGCUGGUGUAGCAUCCAUGAAUAUCACUCUGGGGGUGCCUCGCAUCAAAGAGAUCAUUAAUGCCUCCAAGAACAUCAGCACGCCUAUAAUCACUGCUCAUUUGGAUGUGGAAGACGACGCUGACUUUGCCAGGCUAGUUAAGGGGAGGAUAGAGAAAACUCUUCUAGGAGAGAUUUCUGAGUACAUUGAAGAAGUGUUUCUGCCAGAUGACUGUUUCAUUCUGGUGAAAUUGUCACUGGAGAGAAUAAGGCUGCUGCGACUGGAGCUUUCAGUGUCUGUCAUUGUAGGGCCCAAUGAUUUCAGUGAUGUGGAAAACAGACGGAAUCGCUGA